AUGUCAAACACGAAAGGCGGCAUCUUUCAGGCCACUUGCAACACCACGCAGUUGCCUUGUCUUUCCGAGAGUGGCCAUUGGGACAGGCUUAGUCUAAGGUUUGGAGAUGGAUGCACCAAAUGGUGCUCCCAGCUCAUCUGGGCGAACACGCCGCUACAGAUUGGAACAUUCGCCUUUGCGUACACCUACUUCUCCUCGCCUAACGGUCGAAGGAUAGACGAGCUUUUGGAGCGCUCUGUCGACACGGGUUUUCCUAUGUUGAUAGUAUCUCGACUCUCAGCAUGGGGCCGUUACGUGCGGACUGCUUCGGUCGUUUAUGAAGAAGUCCAUCCCUAUAUGGAUACCCUCGGCUACAUUAUACGAAAUUCUUCGUACAAUGCCGUUCACCGUGCCGUCGCCUGGCUUGGAAGAAAGAUCUUUGCCUUCCCGACCGCCAUCUACCGUUUAAUUUCCGAUGGCUCCAGCAAGGCGACACAACAGCUCGACAACAAUGUUCUCAUCGCUCGGCGUAAGAAACGACGGGACGGGGUCUACAGCGGCCCGCAAGCAUUGCUUCCGGACGCUAUCCACAACUUCUACAAUUGGAUCGUAAAUGUCUUCCACGGUGGCUGGACUGGCUUCUAUGACCUGUUCUACUCAUUCUUCCGCGUAUUCAUUGACAUCGUCCUCGGCGUUAAACGAAAUAUCGCAGCGAGGUCGAUAGAAGGUGUGUCUGUGCAAGUGGAGAAAAUUGUUGAAGAACGUGUCGAGGCACUUCUGGCCACGAUCGUCUCCGAACAAAUGAGCAAAUUGACCGUGAAGGCUGAGGACGUUGACAGU
Mesorhabditis spiculigera is the source of this 819-nucleotide messenger RNA. The record is from the annotation of a GenBank genome assembly. Lineage: Eukaryota; Metazoa; Nematoda; Chromadorea; Rhabditida; Rhabditidae.